Messenger RNA from Helianthus annuus (common sunflower), 4547 nucleotides. Its product is annotated as ethylene-insensitive protein 2. Gene Ontology annotation, cellular component: membrane. The transcript has 8 exons. Lineage: Eukaryota; Viridiplantae; Streptophyta; Magnoliopsida; Asterales; Asteraceae. The record is from RefSeq and is a predicted model, not a curated record. The coding region runs from base 481 to 4152 and encodes 1223 amino acids. Gene Ontology annotation, molecular function: manganese ion transmembrane transporter activity; cadmium ion transmembrane transporter activity. Gene Ontology annotation, biological process: ethylene-activated signaling pathway; metal ion transport.
CUGCUAUAAUAAUUAUUACACCAUCAGUAAUCACACACACACACUCUCUCUCUCUCUCUCCAUCUUGAAAAGAUCGUCCUCUCACUCCUACGGUCUUCAUUAGACCCCAUCAGAUCUACCUCUCAACAACAGAUCACUUAUUAUUGAUCUUUAUCAGCUUUCAAUCAAAACCCAUAAACCAAACAUCCGGAAGAACAGCAAUCAGCAAUAAAGGAUUUAGUUGCAGUCGGCCCGUUUGGAUUCGAGACGACAUGUUCAUGUCAAAUUUGGAUAUUCAUUUUCCAAAGCUGACAUGAAGGUGGUUAUGAUUGUGACCACAACGAGUGUCAAAGUCUUGUUAUGCCAACAACUAUCAUGUGAUUGAAACCGCUAGAGCAAAUUUCAGCCGCUAGAUAAGCUUCGAAGAUUAACAAAACCGUUGAUUAAUUGCAUGACUGCAAUUUUGUUAUUCUAAUUAGUGUUGUUACAGUUAUUUCCGGAAUGGAGACGGACAAUAUGAUCGCAAAAUCCCAUCCAAACACGACACAUAGGCUGCUUCCAGCUGUUUUACCGGUUCUGUUUAUUGCAAUUACAUAUGUUGACCCAGGAAAAUGGGUUGCAGCAAUCGAGGGUGGGGCCCGUUUUGGGUACGAUCUCAUUGUACUUAUGUUUGUUUUUAGUUUGGCUGCUGUUCUCUGUCAAUACCUUUCAGCUUCUAUUGCUGUGGUUACCGGGAAAGAUCUUGCGCAGAUUUGUAGUACGGAAUACGAUAAAGUCACAUGUGUAUUCUUGGGAAUUCAAGCAGAACUAUCUAUGAUCGCUUUGGACCUUACAAUGAUUUUGGGAACCGCACACGCGCUUAAUCUCACAUUCGGCAUCGGUCUCUUCACUUGUGUCGUUUUGACUUCUCUCGAUGCUUUUUUAUUUCCGGUUGUAUCUAGUUACUUGGAGUGUGGGAAAGCAAAGUUUAUAUGUAUGUGGUUAGCAGUCGUUGCGUUAUUUUCUUAUUUCUUUGGGGUUGUUACAAGUCAACGUGACACGUCACUGUCAAUGGGCGGGAUGCUUACAAAUUUAAGCGGUGAAAGUGCGUUUGCGUUAAUGGGUCUUCUUGGUGCAAGUAUCAUGCCUCAUAAUCUUUAUUUGCAUUCGUCUAUGGUUCAGCAAGAUCAGGGACCGACACAAAUUUCAAAGGGAGCUUUAUGCCAUGACCAUCUUUUCGCCAUUUCUUGCGUUUUCAGUGGCAUUUUCGUCAUUAAUUGCUUUCUCAUGAACUCUGCAGCAAAUGUGUUCUAUAGCACGGGCCUCGAUUUGCUUACGUUUCAGGACGCAUUGUCUCUAAUGGACCAGGUAUUUAGGAGCUUUAUGGCACCUUUCGCUUUAAUAAUCGUUCUGGUUCUUUCAUAUCACACAACAGCGCUGAUGUGGAAAUUCAGCGGCCAAUCGGUCCUCCUUAAUUUUUUCAAACUCGACAUUCCCGGUUGGUGCCAUCACUCAACGAUCCGAUUCAUUUCGUUAAUCCCCGCACUUCUAUCCACAUGGCAUUCGGGUGCCGAAGGUGCAUAUCAACUUAUGCUGUUUACUCAAGUAACGGUUGCGAUUUUGCUCCCGUCAUCAGUGGUCCCGCUUUUUCGUAUCGCUUCGUCAAGAUCGAUAAUGGGUGCGAACAAAAUUACGCAGUUUGUCGAGUAUGCAAUUUGGGUUACGUAUAUCGGGAUACUCGGGUUGGUGAUCGUGUUUCUCGUUGAGAUGGUGUUUGGAAACAGUGAUUGGGCUAGUAAUCUGAGGUGGACAAUGUGGGUCCCGUAUCUUUCCAUUCUCACGACUGCGAUUUUUUCCAUCUCGCUUAUGCUUUGGCUUGUUGUAACACCGUUAAAAUCCGCAAGUUCCGUACCCGAUGUUCCGACGUGGGAUAAUAUUCAAAAUGCUGUGCCCGAAUCAACGUUUGUCGAAGAAAAACAAGAAAGCCCGAAAGAAAUUCAAGAAAUGACGUUUACCAACGAACGUGACGUUGAUUCAGCUCGUGAUUUUAACUUGCCUGAUGAUCUUUUAGACUAUGAUAACGGCCCUCGUUUGACUACUAUUGAAGAAAAUUCUUCUUAUACUACACCUUCGUUGCAGCAGCCCGAGGAGUCACCGACCAUAGUCGAAAGUGUGUCGAGCCCGGUUUCGAAAAAGGAAAUUGAUGAUUCGGUUGAAAAGACGUUAAAAAUUGACGGAAACCUGCAUUUGGUUAAACCGCCUGACUGUGAACCCGAAGAUCCACCGAAAAUGGUAUCUGAAACAGGAACAGGAAAUGAAACGAACCAGUCUCCAACCUAUAACGGGCCGGGUUCGUUUAGGAGUCUUAGCGGGAAAAGCGAUGACACCAUGAGUGGGCCCGCGAGUCUUUCGAAACUAGCCGGGUUAGGGAGGGCCGCUAGACGUCAAUUGGCAACGACACUAGACGAUUUUUGGAAACUUCUUUUUGAUUUACACGGGGAAAUGACACAAGUUGCGAAAAAUAACAAACUUGAUAAAUUGCUCGGGAUUGAUUCUAAAGUAAACGUAAAGGCUAGCCCGGUUAUUACAAAUGUGACUAGCCCGGUUGUUACGAAUAUGAGUAGCCCCGAAAUCGAUCCAGUUUACGGGGUGCAACGGGGGUCAACUUCUUUGUUGACCAGCUAUCAGCAAUUACUGGAUGCAUAUACAACGAACCCUGGACUAAAUGUGAUGGAUCCUGAGAAACGAUACCAUAGUUUGCGGUUACCGCAUGCUUCGGGCCCAUACAUGGAUCAGCCCGCUACGGUUCACGGGUAUCAAAUCAAGUCAUAUAUAAAUCAAACCAAACAAACUUCCGAUUACUUUCAAAACCAGCUCGAACCGGUAUCUCCUAAAUCGCCACCACUUGUUUCAUCAAACUACAAAUCUCCGGUUUCCGUGACGAAAACCCAACAAAACGGGCUUCGGCCCGCAAAGCCACCGGGCUUUCCGGAUCCAGUUGUGUCCAGGAACAGCUCGAUGCAACCCGAACGAACUUAUCAAAAUAUUCAGCCCGUGGGCCUGGGCCCGGGCCCGGGCCCGGUUGAGAAUGUGCAUGAGAAGAAGUAUUACAGCAUGCCAGAUAUUUCGGGCCUCCUUCCAAAUCGGGAACCGAAAACUAUACCCGAAAGGGAUGGUGGUUCGAGAUACGGGACUCUCGGACAGUCGGUUUAUACAGGCCCGUUAUACAGAACCGGGUCAAUAUCCGGUUAUGGUGGUUUGUCGUAUUCGAAUUUAUCUAGGGAUGCAGCUGCUUACCACCCCGUUUCAAGUUACGGGUCAAGGUUAGGGUCAGGGUUAGGGUCAGGGUUAGGGUCAGACACGUGGUCCAUGUGGUCCAAACAACCAUCUGAACAGUUCGGUGUAGCCGAGAAGGUCAACUCGGUCAACCCGAGGCCCGAUUUGAGCGCUCAAGAGAUGACUACACCUGCUGUGGAUUCGGAAGCGAAUCUUAUAAAGUCUCUUAGGCUUUGCGUGUUUAAACUUUUGAAACUUGAAGGGUCUGAAUGGCUGUUUAACCAAAAUGGGGGGUUAGAUGAGGAUCUUGUGGACCGUGUGGCGGUUCGAGAAAGAUUUUUGUAUGAAAUUGAGGUGAAUCGGGUGGCUCGUGGUGGCGGAACGAAAGUUGAUGAAACCGAGUAUAAUAAGUAUCUUGUAACUUCGGUUCCUAAUUGUGGUGACGAUUGUGUUUGGAGAAUUGAGUUGAUAAAAAGUUUCGGUGUUUGGUGUAUGCAUAGGAUUCUCGAGCUUUCGCUUAUGGAAAGUAGGCCCGAGCUUUGGGGGAAGUACACCUACGUUCUUAAUCGUCUUCAGGGAAUAAUCGAACCGGCAUUUUCAAAACCGCGUGUGCCAACAAGCCCGUGUUUCUGCCUUCAAGUUCCGGACACAUGCCAACAGAGAUCAUCACCGCCCAAAUCCACCACCAGUUUUCCGCCGCAAGCGAAACCAAGCAGAGGGAAAUGCACCACCGCCGCCAGUCUCUUGGACAUAGUAAAAAACGUCGAGACCGCCAUCUCAUGUAGAAAAGGUCGACCCGGAACCGCAGCCGGUGAUGUGGCAUUCCCUAAAGGAAAAGAAAACCUGGCGUCCGUCCUUAAACGGUACAAACGCCGGUUGCUAGCCGUGGCUCCAGAUGGGCUUAGCCGCAGCCCAUAGGUCUCGGCCUCUUGGGCUUCUUUUUUUGGGUUAUCUGAUAUUUAUAAAAAAAAAAAAAAAAAAAAAAAAAAAACCUCGAUCUUUCGGUCUUUCUUAGCUUCCAGGUUUUAAAUUUUGUGUUCGGCUACGAUGGUGGUGGUGACGACGAGGACACGAUACGAUGGUGUGAUGGUGAUGGUGUAGGUUUGGGCUUGGAAGAACAAGAGAUGUUCUAAGUAGAAUAAUGGAGCUUUUUUUCUUUUUCUUUUUUUUUUCUUUUUAGGUAGGCCUGAAACGAUGUCGUUAUGUUGUGUAAAUAUUUCUAGGCUAGCGACAAGAUGGGUCUACUAUCAAGAUGAGAUGAUCUUUGUGUUUGUUUGGUUUUUUUUUUUUUUUUUUUUUUUUUUUUAAUUCCA